UAUAUAUUUUACAGCUUCUAAUGCUUAGUUGCUUGCAUUGUUUCUUUCUUGCAGUGACAGUAUUAUAUAACUAUAUAUAUAAAUUUAUAUAUAUAUAUAUAUAUAUAUAGAUUUAGCUCAUUUUUCCUUUCUCUUUCAUGAUCAAUGGCUGACAAGGAAAGGAACAACAGCUUUAAUAACCAGCGAGUAUGCGAACCCUGCAGAUCUUUUGGCCAGAAAUGCAGUCAUUUGGUGAAGAAGCAACGAGCCAAGUUCUACAUUCUCCGCCGAUGCGUAGCUAUGCUUAUUUGUUGGCAUGAACGCGAGCGUGGAGAGCCCUGAUGAUGAUGACUGAUGAGGAACCCCAUCUGCCUCGCUAGCUCUUCUGCUUGCUUGCUUGUUUAUUGUCUUGAUGAGCCAUAUAUGUAUGAGAGUGUAAUUAAUAGGGGUGCUUUUAUAUAUUAUAAAUCGUAGCUUUUAUUUUAUUUUAUUUCAAGAUAUAUACUAUCAUUAAUUAAUUAUAGUAUUUAUCUUGAAUUUGGCUUCUCAAUAUCCGCUAGAUCUCUAUCUCAGCUUCUAGCUCUCAAGAUUCUAGUUAUUUUCUUGUCCCCAUUUUCUUGUCAAACAAACAGACGUGGUUUUAAUAAUGUUGCUCCUUCUGGUUUUCACUUGAUAUUGCUUCUGUGAAGCUGGAUCUGCAUGGAAGGCUAAUACUUGAAGAAAUUGAAGGCACUCACAGAAGGAUGAAUUCUGGUUUUGCUACAAAAUUUGGAGGUGGGUUUGUUUUCUUAGUGAUAAUUAUUAUUUAGAGUUCAAGAACAUAUAUAUAUAGCUUUUUUUUUCCUCA
Manihot esculenta (cassava) is the source of this 826-nucleotide messenger RNA. RefSeq names its product small polypeptide DEVIL 16-like. The transcript has a single exon. Gene Ontology annotation, biological process: negative regulation of cell population proliferation. The coding region runs from base 145 to 321 and encodes 58 amino acids. NCBI's taxonomy places the organism in Eukaryota, Viridiplantae, Streptophyta, Magnoliopsida, Malpighiales, Euphorbiaceae. The record is from RefSeq and is a predicted model, not a curated record.